CAACUGCGUCAACCUCACACUUGACGAUAGUUCCUUUCAUCAAUCACCCAGCUUUACUCCUCUUCUCCCCCCGCCCCGCUUCACCAAUCAAUCCAAACCCUAGAGCAAAUCCCCUCCCUCCCUUGCCGGAAUCGCUCGCAAGCUCCAGGCAGCCCCCACACCAGUCCGCGGCGGAUCAGGGGGCGGGGCGAUCUCUAGCGCCCUCCGGGAUUUGAAGGGUUCCGAGCGUCGGCGAUGUCGUCGUGGGCCGGGCCCGACGAGAUCUUCCUCUCCACGUCCCUGGCCGGCUUCUUGGACAAGAAACUUAUUGUCCUACUACGAGAUGGACGGAAGCUGCUUGGCACACUCUGCUCAUUUGAUCAGUUUGCAAAUGUUGUUCUUCAGGGUGCUUGUGAACGAGUAAUUGUAGGUGAACUAUAUUGUGAUGUUCCUCUUGGUCUAUAUGUGAUCCGGGGAGAGAAUGUCGUAUUAAUCGGAGAAUUGGAUCGUGAGAAGGAUGAACUCCCUGCUCACAUGACUUGUGUUUCAGAGGCUGAAAUAAGAAAGGCCGAGAAAGCAGAAAGGGAAGCGAGAGAUCUGAAAGGUUCAAUGAGGAAGAGGAUGGAGUUCUUAGACUUUGAUUAGAAUGGAUUUGACCAUCUUGAUAGUUGCUGCUCCCACUAUGGCCGCGAGUUUUUAAUGGCAGCCUCUGCUACAUAUGUGGGCUAAUGAAAGCCAGAUUUCGUUGUAUCUCAUGCUGCUUGUUCAGCCAGAAUUCUUCAGGUUGGAGAUUUCAGUAAACAUACUCUUUUACAGCGGUAAUGUACCUGUGUUCUUAAAAUUUCUUCAGAUAUCUUCCUGUCCUCUUGUUGCAUGGAAUUUGUGAAAUUUCCUUCGCCACCAUACCCUCCGUUUUCGCUGUCACAUUGUCCGCUAAAAUCAAUCUUCAACUUGCCAUCUUUGGAUGGAAUGACAGUGCUUGGCAUAUUGGCAUUUGAUGUGUAAACUUAA
Oryza sativa Japonica Group (Japanese rice) is the source of this 990-nucleotide messenger RNA. RefSeq names its product sm-like protein LSM1B. NCBI's taxonomy places the organism in Eukaryota, Viridiplantae, Streptophyta, Magnoliopsida, Poales, Poaceae. The record is from RefSeq and is a predicted model, not a curated record. Gene Ontology annotation, biological process: deadenylation-dependent decapping of nuclear-transcribed mRNA. Gene Ontology annotation, cellular component: P-body; Lsm1-7-Pat1 complex. Gene Ontology annotation, molecular function: RNA cap binding.